Molecule: messenger RNA, 1824 nt
Organism: Hemicordylus capensis (graceful crag lizard)
Lineage: Eukaryota; Metazoa; Chordata; Lepidosauria; Squamata; Cordylidae
Exons: 3
Coding region: 1-756 (251 amino acids)
Source: RefSeq, a predicted model, not a curated record
AUGCGCUCCUUCGACCUCCCCCUCCCCGAUCCCACUGCUGCCAGCCUGCGCAGGAGCUCGGCUGGGUUGGGCGCUUUCCCGUCGUUUCUGCCGCGCUCUUGCGGGGCUGAUCUGGCGGGAAGGAAAGCUGCGACUGACUCGGCAGCACCAGCACAACCAGGCCGGCAGGGGGCAGCACACCGCGUACUGCAGCGGCAGAAAACGCCGUCGCGCAGGCUCGGCUCUCUCCGCCGGCGCAGGCUUCGAUUGCAGCCGAGUCUAUUUGCAUCGCGAUCGCCCUCCUCGCUUCGCCUGACAGGCCCAGAAGGAGGCAGGCGGCCAUUCGCAGGCACGUCGCAAGGCGAGCAGAAGGGAGGCUGCUGCCGGCCCAACGGCGCUGUCCAGCCAGCGGGCCGGCGCGGGAGGCUUGCGGUGGUUGGGGCUGGGCGGGGGCAGAGUGGCCUGGAGCGCAGAUCGCCGCAUGGCCGGCUGGCCCGCUGGCUGGCUGCGAGGUGCCGCAGGGAACACCCCGCCGCCGGCGGGGGCAGCAGCUCUCCAGAGGCCGUGAAGGGGCCCGGCCGGCCUGGCUUGGACCUCGGGCAGAGCUGCCGGCCCGCGUCCGAGGGCCUCCUCCGACCCCCUUCCCAGCUGAAGCGCGAUGACGGAUGGGCCUUGCUCUUCGGGAGUGGGAUGUCGCCAGACCUGCCAAGCUGUUCGGAGGCCACGGAGGGGUUCGGCUCGUGUGUCCUUUUUAGUCUCACUGUACGGACAGCCUAAUGCGCCAAGGCUGUAUCUGAUCCUUCAGCAGAGUUACUGGAUCGCAGGACAGGCAACUGGUUGGUUGGUGCUUUUUCCUCACCCCUAACUCAAAAGAGAGUUGCUAAACUUGUAGGUCUCUCGCAAAUCAACAAUUAAAGCACGGAAGACAAAUACAUUAAAAUCCGAAUGGUCCCGGGGUUGCCACCACUAAGGUUUUUCACGCAGGGCUUGUAAAGCCCUUUAACUCGCAUCUCCACCGAAAUGGAGGGGGUACGUUCACAUAUCGGCCAGAUUUACCCCGACGUCCCUGCGAGUUAUGGAGAGCUGUUCACACACAAUUGGGGGUUUUCACUGUGGGUUAGAAUGUUUCCCGAUUUAUAACGGGGUAAAAAAAUCAACUAUUUGCGUCGCUAUUUUGGAGACAACAACUUCGAGUUGGCAGUAAAGCCUACCAGUAAAUUCGUGGUAAAGCCUGCUGUGUGUAAAAGUCCCGGUAGUAACAACAGCAAAUUAAAAUGCGCAUCAGCGGAGUGAUGUGCGAGAACAGUACUGGGCUUGGUUUGCUGAUGGACAGGGGUCGGGGGGGCGUUGACUUUGAUCCGAAAAAGAGCCCGCCUUCCCGGCUGGGCUGGACAGGGAACAGCAUCCCUCCCGACGGAGAAACUUUCUCUUAACACCUUGGUGUAGAAACUAAGAAACAACGAAAAAUGCACUCUGGCAGGUGCUAAAGAUUGGUUGGACAUUUGGUGUGCUAAGAGGUCGUGCUGCGAAGGACCUCCUGCUCUUUCUCGCGCCACCUCGGACCUCCCUCGACCGAAUUCGUAUUUUCGGGCUCCUGGCGCUCCUUCGCCCGGAUUAUUCUACCUUUUCGAUCGCAUUGACCAAAUGGCUCAGGCUUCCCUUCUCUCCGCCUCUGGAUUUCAGACCGCCUGUUUCCCGUGCUCCGUGCUGGGGCGGCGCCUUCCAUGCCCCGCCCUUCCCUUGGAAUUCAGUCCGAUCGGCUGGGGAUCCGGCUGCACCGGUUGUGCCUUCGAGACCCCAUUAGUCUGGCGUAGAGACCCAGCGGGACACGAGCAUCCAAGAGAC